AGUAAGAUGCUUGAAUUCCAGGCUGGUGGCACUGGAUCCCGCAUGCCGCCUCCGAGGCCAGGCCAAAUUCCCAUUUGCAACACGUCUCCAGCCCCAAGAGCAGAGCAGAGCAGAGCAUCACCAAACCCACCAGAACCGUAUUUCCCCCUCCAAAGUCGGCUCGACAGCCGCACCCCGCCCACCAUGGUUCUUCAAGAUCUCGGCCGCCGUAUCAACACGGCCGUCACAAAUCUCACCAGAGAGGCCAACCUUGACGAAAAGGCCUUCGAUGGCAUGCUCAAGGAGAUUUGCGCCGCCCUGCUCGAAGCCGACGUCAACGUGCGCCUCGUCGGCCAACUGCGAAAGUCCAUCAAGAGCACCGUCAACUUCAAGGAGCUCCCGCCCGCCGUCAACAAGAAGCGCCUCAUCCAGAAAGCCGUCUUCGAUGAGCUCGUCAAGCUUGUCGACCCCCACGCCGAGCCCUUCAAGCCGAAGAAGGGCAAGUCCAACAUCAUCAUGUUCGUCGGUCUGCAGGGUGCCGGUAAGACGACGACGUGUACGAAGCUCGCGCGCCACUACCAGGCACGCGGUUUCAAGGCCUGCCUGGUGUGCGCCGACACCUUCCGCGCUGGUGCUUUCGAUCAGCUGAAGCAGAACGCGACCAAGGCCAAGAUCCCCUACUACGGCUCGCUGACGGAGACGGACCCUGCCGUCGUGGCGAGGGAAGGUGUGGAGAAGUUCAAGAAGGAGAAGUUUGAGAUCAUCAUCGUGGACACGUCGGGAAGGCACAGGCAAGAGGAGGCGCUGUUCCAGGAGAUGGUGGACAUUCAGACGGCGGUUCGACCCGACGAGACCAUCAUGGUGCUCGACGCAUCCAUCGGUCAGCAGGCCGAGUCGCAGGCCAAGGCGUUCAAGGAAGCGGCCGACUUUGGAGCCAUCAUCAUCACAAAGACGGACGGCCAUGCCUCGGGUGGUGGCGCCAUCUCGGCCGUCGCAGCCACACACACGCCCAUCGUCUUCAUCGGCACGGGCGAGCACAUGCUCGACUUUGAGCGGUUCGCGCCACAACAGUUCGUGUCGAAGCUGCUAGGGAUGGGCGACAUGGCUGGCCUCGUGGAACACGUGCAGAGCCUGAAGCUGGACCAGAAGGACACGAUCAAACACAUCACGGAGGGCAUCUUCACGGUGCGCGACCUGCGGGACCAGCUCUCCAACAUCAUGAAGAUGGGCCCGCUGUCCAAGAUGGCUGGCAUGAUCCCCGGCAUGAGCGGCAUGAUGCAGGGCAUGGACGACGAGGAGGGCAGCGCCAAGCUCAAGCGCAUGAUUUACAUUUGCGACUCGAUGACAGAGAAGGAGCUCGACUCGGACGGCAAGAUGUUCAUCGAGCAGCCGACGAGGAUGACGCGCGUGGCGCACGGGUCGGGCACGUCGGUGCGCGAGGUCGAGGACCUGUUGACGCAGCAGCGGAUGAUGGCGGGCAUGGCCAAGAAGAUGGGCGGCAACAUGAAGAACAUGCAACGGGCGCAGUCGGCCAUGGCGGGAGGCAACAAGGCGCAGCAGCUCGCGGCGAUGCAAAAGCGGUUGCAGAGUAUGGGCGGCGCCGGGGCCGCCGGCGGCGGCAUGCCGGAUAUGGGCAGCCUCAUGAAAAUGCUCGGCGGCGGUGGCAUGGGCGGCGGCGGUGGUGGUAUGCCCGAUAUGUCGGCGAUGAUGCGACAGAUGGGUAUGGGCGGCAUGCCGGGUAUGGGCGGCGGCGCGCCGGGUGGUGGACGAGGACGGCGAGGUUAGACUUGGUUCUUUCCGCGUUGUGAGUCGUAAUUCUUGUUUUCGGUGGGGGGAAGGAGGAAGCAUGAUGUCAAAAGAAAAUAUCCGUACAAACGAUGGUUCGUCCAAGGGCGACUGAAAGUGGAGAAGACAGAAGGGAGAGAGAGGGAAAGAGAGACAGAGCUAUGGAUGAAGACAUGAUAGUAGUACACUACCUGGAGUCGCCGGGGGGGCGGGACCACAUUCGGAGCCCUCUUUUUCAAUAGGCUUGGCGUUUUAGGAGGAGGGCGGAACACACAAACAAAAGACUCUCAGACCAGAAGCGCGCUGCCAGCAGCAUUCUGAUGCAAUCUUGUGUUCUGGAGUGACUGCGAAACCUGUUCUCGGCGGCUGUGGCCGAUGGGGGGACGGACCGAUGAAGAGCUGCCAGUGGGGGGGAUUCGGUCUGGAAGGGG
Messenger RNA from Colletotrichum destructivum, 2195 nucleotides. Its product is annotated as Putative signal recognition particle, SRP54 subunit, GTPase domain, AAA+ ATPase. The record is from RefSeq and is a predicted model, not a curated record. Gene Ontology annotation, molecular function: endoplasmic reticulum signal sequence receptor activity; GTPase activity; ATP hydrolysis activity. The transcript is spliced from 2 exons. Gene Ontology annotation, cellular component: signal recognition particle, endoplasmic reticulum targeting; cytosol. Bases 7 to 1764 code for a protein of 585 amino acids. Gene Ontology annotation, biological process: SRP-dependent cotranslational protein targeting to membrane; SRP-dependent cotranslational protein targeting to membrane, translocation. NCBI's taxonomy places the organism in Eukaryota, Fungi, Ascomycota, Sordariomycetes, Glomerellales, Glomerellaceae.